Bactrocera oleae (olive fruit fly) is the source of this 2595-nucleotide messenger RNA. Lineage: Eukaryota; Metazoa; Arthropoda; Insecta; Diptera; Tephritidae. The record is from RefSeq and is a predicted model, not a curated record.
AAUUUAACAAGUAAGAAACGGCUAAGUUUUAAUGUAACCGAAUGCUCGUUUGUUAUCUUAUUAAAUCAUACUAUUAGCUAUAUAUUGCCUUGGCGUUAUUACUACAUUUUGUUUUAUAUCCGAAAUAACUACUUGUAUAUUAACCUAGUGCUGUGGCAAGGUAUAUACCGGUAUCCCUAAUUAUACAACUCAAUCAAAAUAUGCUUAUUUAUUUUUAGGUUAAAUUUUAAAAUAAAGAUUUAAAAUUAUAUAAUGCAAAUUUUAACAAUAUAAUCUAAAUUUGUAUUUUGUUUAGGGUAAACAACGGUUUAUCUAACCGGUAAUAUUAAUAACGGCCUAAAUAAAAAUACUACAACUUUUGUGUUUACACCUUUUCCAUUCUCAUAAUAUAUGUGAACAUUUCAAAUAACCCUGUUUUUGGAUUUUUAUUUUUAUCUUUUCAUUUUUUUUAUUUAUUUAAGGAAUUUGAUGUAAAUGUAAACUUAUCCUUUUAUAUCCCAAUCGCACUAUGUUUUAUUUCAAAUAUUUUUUUUCACCUUAGUUGGAGUUAAUAUCGGAAAAGCUAAUUAUACCUAUAAAAUAUAUUAAUGAUCAGCAUAAUGAGCUGAGUCGAUUUAGCCAUGUCCGUUGUUGUUGUUGUAGCGACUGAAAACAUUCCUGUAGUAAUAUCAAGGAAUGGAGCUUAGUUGACAGUCCUUGGCCGGAUAAAAAUCCGGGUCCGUUCCGGUUACUUAGACCCGGCUGUCGUGGAAACGGUCCGUCUGUCUGUCUGUCUGUAUAUAUGUAUAGAGUCCCUCAGUUUUUGAGGUAUCGAUCUGAAAUUUUGCACCUAACCUUUUCUCACCUGCUCAUUCUUCAGCUGCUCAUUUGUCGGAACAGACAUAGUUUUGAGCUACGGGGUGCUAAAUCCGGUUGUCAUGAAAUCAGUGUAUUGACCAGUAAUAUAGGUAAAUAAUACGUUUCAUUAUUUCAGGUCAACGAAGUCGGCGUGGAAGUUUUGACAAUAAAAGCUGUGAAUCCAAAAGUAUCGAAUAUAAUAAAUCAUGAAUCAACGUGUCACACACAAUCUCCAAUAAGGGUAUGCGGAGAUACAUCAAAAACGCAGUCUAGUGAUGUAGAGCAAGAUCCCCAUAUGGACUGCGUAGAGGGUAAUUAUACCGAAUUGACAAAUCCUUGUUAUGGCGCGGACACAAUUAAGGAAAUUUCACCUAAAAAAACAUUAACAAAAAACUCUCUCUUAUUAUCACCACCUGAUCGUAAACUAACAAAUAAUAACACUAGCCCCAAGUUACGACCUAAGCCACCAGCACACCUCACAGGAAGAGGUGCACAAUUAAUAAACAUGAUACGCAAUAGAAAAAUCGAUGUACAACCACCGCAAACACCCAUGCCCAGACUAUUUGUAGGUAAAAAUGACAGCAUAGAUCGUACUGUUUCGGAUAUGGAAAUGGUUGGCGCCGAGAAUACAGCAACACCACUUAGUAACAAAGAUAUUUUAACAUUCUCUAAAAGGCUUCCUUCUCCAUCCGCUAGUCCUUCAACAAGUAUUUUGAAGAGAAAUAUUCGUACGGAAAGCCUCGAAGAUAUCACAUUUGAAUCCCCAGCAUGUAAAAAGAAGAGGGUUAGUUUUCAUGACCCACCGGUGUCAGUUACGAAGGAAUAUAUAAAACAUAAUGAUGAAAACAAAACCAAGCCUAAACGAUGUCUGAAUAUGGAUAAAUUACAACAAAGUGGGGAAAAGUAUAUGGAAAAUAAAUAUUCGCUUAAACGAAGAAGUAAAUUAGAUAGCAUUAUAGAAAUUGAAAAAUUUACAAUCCAACAAUCUAACAAAUCAGCAGGUCAACCGACAAAUACUGAUAUUAGGACCGAAGAGUUAGAUGAUGACAAUGUAUGUGGUAUGGAUCUUUCCACGGAAGAAAACGGGACCAGUGUAAAAUUUGUUCCAGAAUUUCCUUCGAACAAUGGUCAUCAUAAAACAUCGAAAGGUAGUUCAGAGUUAGGGAUUACCAACAACUUACUUGAAAUCGUAUUCGAAAAGCAUUCUUUUGAAGAAGUACUGCAAAAAUAUUUUGAUUGUAGCAAAGACUCUAAGUUGAAGUGCUAUGACACAAUAGCCAAGAUGAUAUCGAGGGGAAUGAGCGAAGAUUCUAAAAUAAAGGAGACCCUUCUUGAGGCACUUUCGGAAAACCAUUCGAAAGACUUUUUAGAUCAUGCGAUAAGAGAAAACCUUGCUUCCGUCGUAUGUGAUAGGCUGAAUUUACCUUCAGUUAUAGAAUAUGUGUGUGAAAAAUCCAAAAUAAAUACUUCUUGUCGGACAAAUAUUUUUUCACAACUUCCAAAUAUUCUUAAAUAUUGUAAACAAGAUGCUGAGCGCCUAAAAGUUGUACAAACAAUAUUAAAUUGCAUUAGUUUAAAGGAUUCGGAUAUUUUAGAUCUGAUCAAUGUUUUGUUACGCGUACGGCAAAUAAAUAAACCAAACUCAGUCACUGUGUCGGAAGCAGCAAUAGAUUCUUCUUCUAACCUAUAAGAUGUAGCUUUAAUAUAUUAUUAAAAACACGGAAUAAGAAAAAUAAAAUUUCUCGUUUGCCAAAAAAA